AACGAGAAGAUUUGAAGAGUUUGAAAUAUCUUAUACUGAAUAGUUAUUUGACAGUGCAGUUGUGCUUCCAUACAGUUAAUCAUUUUAAAAAUCGUACUAAUAUAUAUUAACAUUAAUACUAAUUAAGUUGUAACAAAACCACAUUUUAAAUUGUGUUAUUUUGUUUAUCAGUAAAAAAAUGCGACUUUUUAAAAGACGAAACUCAGACCCCAGCCCCCACACAAUACAAAAUGGUUCCUGUGAAACUUAUCAUCCACUUGAUGUGGACUGUUGCACCUCUAAAAUAGAAGGUGUUUCCUAUUUGGAUAAGAAACUUGAACCAAACUGGGAUUUUACAAAGACCAAUUCGUCCGAAUUUCUAUCGGAAAUAACAGGUAGAAGUUGCUGGACGCCUUGGCAAAAACGCAUCGGCGUGUUAGAACACAAAAGUUCCAAUGCAGGAAGUCAGUCAUCUUCCAUCGAAAAUAUUCCUUACGGAAAUCAACCAAAAAAAUCGAAAGAAUUUAACAAAAAACAAACACCUGACACACUCCAUUCUGAUCUCAAAAAGAUAUAUGAAAUAUAUAAAGAAUGCAGUAACACAAAGAAAACAGUAAAAUAUACUGCUAGAAGUAAAAGAAAACUUAAAUCGACAAUGGAAAAUCUUGAAUUAAACGAAAAGCAGCUCCUGGAUUAUCUUCUUUUGGUGAAACCAGAUGCGAAAGAACUCAAGGAUUUAAUAAACGACCUUAAAGCAAACGAAAAAAGGAAGUCUAAAAAGAUGACAUCACUUGCAGAAGAAAACACCGGAAAAACAUUACGUAAAAAGAAAAGCGUUAGAAACUUAUUCUCUUUAAGUUUUUCAAAGUCCGACGAUGAAAGCGAAUGUAUUAACAGAUUCAAACGAACGUCUUCAUCGGGGAGUCUAUCAAGUCUUAGUGACAUGCUGAUGCAUACAAAAAAAGCACUUUCAUUGUCAGAAAUUUCCUCAAUGGUAUCUUCAAUUACCGGAAAGUCGGAUGAAAGCGGCUAUAGUACCGACUCAACUAGAAACCCUUCUUCUUUAAGAGCAUCAUUUAAAUCAACUUGUUCAGAUUCCUCAAAUUUGAACACGAGAGAUGUAACCAACAUAACAUUCCUCAAUGAUACUAAUGAAUCCGAUAAAACCCUACGAUGUCUCGAAGUAGAUAGUUCAUACGACAAUUUCGACAAAUCACGAACUGCUUUAGGCUCCAUGAAGCGACCAAGAUCAGACAGUACGGAUGAUAACAAAUAUACUCCUAAUUCAAAGAAGGUAAUAGAUAGUUCCAAAGUCAAUACAUCUCAUAAAAAUUACGAAAAUAUAAAGCCAAAUCAUUUACAAACCCCUCAAACAAAUAACAUUAAUUCGUACACAAACACACCAUUAAGGGAUAGAACUGAAAUUGAAACUAAAAAUGUGAAACUUAUGGAAGAACUAGUGAAAAGUUUUAAUGAUAAACUGAGAAAUAUUUCUUUAGAUCACGACUCAAUUUUAGUUCCUAACUAUCCUUCAACCUUACGUUCUGAUGGAACUUACCAGUCUUUUAGAAGACCGCUUAUUGAAAAAGAUUAUAAAUGUGUUCGUUUAAAAUUAAAUUGUACACAAAAAACCGGAAUUACUAUUGCAGAGAAAAAUGAACCUACUACAAAAAAUAAUUCAUUUGUCAUUACUGAUAUACAUCCAGGAUCAAUAGCUGAAAGAAAUGGUAAUUUAUGGAUUGGCGAUGAAGUUGUUAAAUUAAAUGGAGUUCGUCUCAGAGGUGUUUCUUUCACUUCUGCCCUUAGGUUACUUGCUCCAAUUAACGGUGAAUUAGAAAUAAUUAUUUCACGAAUAAAGGUUGUUGAUAACGAGAGAACGAGGGGAGAUUAUAAGACUUUAAGAGAAAGAAACAUUGAUAGAAACGAAUUGUCUAAUAAGAAAAUUUUUCAGAGAAUAGAUUCCACUGAUCAAGUGGUUAAAAAAACCCGUGAAAAUACCGAUGUACCUUUGAUCUAUAAGAAUUCUGAACCAUGUAGACAACACGUUUCCCAGUUAUCAAAUAAUCCUGCAAAUUAUAAAAUCCCAAGAGUAGUUGGGGAGAUGGUUAAAGAAGGGCCAUUAACUCCAAGAUUAAGACGAUUAAAUGAAAAUAACCUACUGAGGCGAAAUAAUACACCAACAUCUUCAAUUAAGAGAAUCUGUACAACUACUCCAAGAAAUCAUAAAAAUGCGAUAUUUUCCGUGAAUUUCCAGAAAGGUCCCGACAAAAAGUCACUGGGAUUUUCUAUCGUUGGUGGGGCUGAUUCUCCGCGGGGACCAAUGGGAAUAUUCGUGAAAACUGUAUUUGAAAAUGGACAGGCUGCUGAAUGCGGAAAUAUUACAACAGGUGAUGAAAUUCUUGCAGUUAAUGGAACUCCUUUCCACGGUUUAACUCACAAAGAAGCCAUAACAAUUUUUAAAAACAUUAAAACUGGUAAUAUCAAAAUUGAUAUCGCUAGACGUUUUAACCAAAGAAAAUUCGAGUCAAUUUAAUAGUUAGGGUGUGUAUUAUAAAAUAUAUUUAUCUUCUAUUUUCCUUUUUCU
This is a messenger RNA of Agrilus planipennis (emerald ash borer), 2563 nucleotides long. RefSeq lists its product as uncharacterized. The transcript is spliced from 4 exons. Lineage: Eukaryota; Metazoa; Arthropoda; Insecta; Coleoptera; Buprestidae. The record is from RefSeq and is a predicted model, not a curated record. Gene Ontology annotation, molecular function: protein binding. The coding region runs from base 179 to 2512 and encodes 777 amino acids.